Pyricularia grisea is the source of this 4551-nucleotide messenger RNA. RefSeq lists its product as uncharacterized. Gene Ontology annotation, molecular function: RNA helicase activity; zinc ion binding; ATP binding. Gene Ontology annotation, cellular component: cytoplasm. The transcript has 3 exons. Gene Ontology annotation, biological process: nuclear-transcribed mRNA catabolic process, nonsense-mediated decay. Bases 312 to 3629 code for a protein of 1105 amino acids. The record is from RefSeq and is a predicted model, not a curated record. NCBI's taxonomy places the organism in Eukaryota, Fungi, Ascomycota, Sordariomycetes, Magnaporthales, Pyriculariaceae.
AUCGCAUCCGAGCUGCCUUUAGACUAGCAAGCUUUUGGAAUAAAAUAAAUCAUAAAAAAAAAAACUGUGCCGAUACCUUAGUUUACAAUAAGGACUCUGCUGAUUCACCCUUCUUCACCGUCUCCUCUGGCGCUUGAGGUGCAGAAGAAGCAAGGCCAGGAUAUUCAAGGCGCGUCACCCUGAUAUGAUGUGACAGUCCCUGGUUCCCGACUCCCCCGCCCACUUUUGCCCGCUGAGCCCAACAUCAAACGGAAAAUUUCCAAAAGGCUAGCCGACUGGGCACCGUGUCACCAAAACCUCACGCCUCCAUAAUGGAGGGCGCGUUUACGCACCUCGGCAACCACCUGAUUUCGGACUCUGCCGCCGCAAUCAAGGCUGGUGAUACCGACGACCUUUCAAACAUCGAUGCCGACGAGAAUCUCCUGUAUGGAAAAUAUGGCGGGCGCGGCGGUCUAGGUGGCGCCCGCCGCCGCGGCGCGGACGAUGAUGAGACCGAGGCCUUGGACGACGACGACGAUGAGAGCUUGGCCAGCGUUCCCGUAGAUGGGAUGCGCGGCCUCAGUCUAAAGGCUGCCGAAGAGGAGAAAGAGCUGCCGGAGCACGCCUGCGCUUACUGCGGUAUACAUUCUCCUGCUUGUGUAGUCAAGUGUCUUGGCUGCAAGAAGUGGUUCUGCAACUCUCGUGGCAACACCUCGUCGUCCCACAUAAUCAACCAUCUUGUUCGUGCGCGUCACAAGGAGGUCCAGCUCCAUCCCGAAUCCACCCUUGGCGAUACAAUUUUGGAGUGCUACAACUGCGGAGUCCGGAACGUCUUCCUUCUCGGGUUCAUUCCCGCCAAGUCCGAUACUGUAGUGGUGCUUCUGUGCCGCCAGCCAUGCGCCGCGAAUCCGUCUUCGAAGGACAUGAGCUGGGACAUCUCGCGAUGGUCGCCACUGCUGGAUGAGCGGAACUUCCUUUCCUGGCUUGUUGCUGUUCCUACCGAUGCCGAACAGCUCCGCGCACGGCACCUGACACCGCCCAUGAUUGCCAAGCUCGAGGAGCUAUGGAAGGAGGAUGCGAACGCAACCGUGGACGAUCUCGAGAAGAACGAGCAGAUUGACGACGAGCCUCACCCCGUGCUGCUUAAAUACGACGACCCAUACCACUAUCAGAACAUUUUUGGCCCGCUUGUCAAGAUGGAGUCGGACUAUGAUAAGAAGCUGAAGGAAGCACAGUCAGAGGAUGGUCUGGUUGUUCGCUGGGACUAUGGUUUAAACAACAAGCACCUUGCUAGCUUCAUCCUGCCCAAAAUCGAGUCUGGGGACGUUAAGCUGGCCGUUGGCGACGAGAUGCGACUCAAGUAUAAGGGAGAGCUCCGCCCACAGUGGGAAGGCGUUGGUUAUGUCGUCAAGAUUCCUAACAAUCAAUCUGACGAGGUGACGCUGGAGCUAAGGAAGUCAGGAAACGACAAGUCUGUGCCAACCGAGUGCACCCAUAACUUUUCGGCUGACUAUGUUUGGAAAGCCACCUCAUACGAUCGGAUGCAGCUCGCUAUGCGGAACUUUGCGGUCGACGAGAUGAGCGUCAGUGGCUACAUCUUUCACAAGCUUCUCGGUCACGAAGUUGCUGUGGCUCCCAUGCGGACUACGAUGCCCAAAAAGUUCACGGCACCUGGUCUUCCCGACCUCAACGGCAGCCAGAUCAGUGCAAUCAAGGCUGUCUUGUCCACGCCGCUGAGUUUGAUCCAGGGACCCCCCGGAACCGGAAAGACUGUGACCUCGGCCACCAUCAUUUACCAUCUUGCCAAGAUGAAUGGCAGCCAAGUUCUCGUCUGCGCUCCCUCCAACGUUGCCGUUGACCAGCUGUGCGAGCGAGUCCACCGUACCGGCCUCAAGGUUGUGCGCCUGACGGCCAAAUCUCGUGAGGAUGUCGAGUCUUCUGUCAGCUUCCUUGCCCUGCACGAGCAGGUUCGCAUGAACGAUACCAACCCGGAACUUGCCAAGCUCCAGCAGCUGAAGAGUGAACUCGGCGAGCUUUCGAGCCAAGACGAAAAGAAGUUCAAGCAGUUGACCAAGGCCGCCGAGCGAGAGAUCUUGAGCAACGCAGAUGUUGUUUGCUGUACUUGUGUCGGCGCGGGUGAUCCUCGUCUUGCCAAGCUCAAGUUCCGCAACGUGCUUAUUGACGAGUCAACACAGUCUGCUGAGCCAGAGUGCAUGAUCCCUCUGGUUCUCGGAUGCAAGCAAGUCGUCCUGGUGGGUGAUCACAAGCAGCUUGGCCCGGUUAUUAUGAAUAAGAAGGCCGCAAAAGCUGGUCUGAACCAGUCUCUGUUUGAGCGCCUGGUGAAACUCGGAUUGACCCCCAUCAGGUUGAACGUUCAGUACCGCAUGCAUCCUUGCCUGUCCGAGUUUCCAUCCAACAUGUUCUACGAGGGAUCUUUGCAAAACGGUGUUACGAUCCAGCAGCGCCUUCGACGUGAUGUCGACUUUCCCUGGCCAGUUGCAGACAUGCCCAUGAUGUUCUGGUCCAACUUGGGUAACGAGGAAAUUUCAGCAUCAGGCACGUCCUACCUGAACCGAACAGAGGCGUCCAACGUCGAGAAGAUCGUCACACGCUUCUUCAAGGCUGGAGUUAAGCCCGGUGACAUUGGUGUCAUCACACCGUAUGAGGGCCAGAGGAGCUACAUCGUAAGCACAAUGCAGAACACGGGAACUUUCAAGAAGGAGAGCUACAAAGAAGUCGAAGUUGCCUCGGUCGAUGCCUUCCAGGGUCGUGAAAAAGAUUUCAUUGUCCUAUCGUGUGUGCGAUCCAACGAGAACCAGGGCAUUGGUUUCUUGUCUGACCCGCGCCGUCUCAAUGUGGCUCUCACUCGUGCAAAGUAUGGUGUCGUCAUUAUUGGCAACCCGAAGGUCCUUUCAAAGCACGAGCUGUGGCAUCAUUUGCUGGUUCAUUUCCGGGAUCGCAAGUGUUUGGUCGAUGGGCCUCUUACAAACUUGCAGGCUUCGCUAUUGCAAUUUAGCAAGCCCAAGACCCCCUUCCGACCUGCACGCUUCUCCCAGCAGCACUCGCAGUAUGCGCCAAGCCAAGCCGGUUACGCCAACGGCCGCUUCCCCGGCUCCAAUCUCAACGGAGGAUCUGGUAGGGACUUCGACACAGGUUCCAUGAUGUCCUACAUCCCCGACGACGUCUCAUCCCUGCACAGCUCGAGCCUAGGUGGCGCUGGCCUGGCGUCUGCAUACCCAGCCAUGUUCUCCAACUUUAACCCUGAGCAGUGGCCUGGUCUUCCCGGCGUACCUGGACAUGGCCGUUCCGGCAACAGGAACCGUGGCCGGGGUGCUGAGAGCAUUGCUGGAGAGAGCGUGGCAAAUUCCGAAUACACAGACGCAAGUUCCAGCGUCAUUGGUGGCAAGGGUAUCGGACAGGGUGGCGUCAGUCUCGGUGCGGGAAUUGGAGCUGGCAUCGGUGCCGGACUUCAUGAUGCCGUCGGCGCGGGUCGUCCGACCUCUUAUAGCCACAGCGACCGCCUUAGGCAGUACGUCGAGAGCGGCGGUCGCAUGACUGGUCCGAACAACGGCUACCGUCGCUAUGACGACGAUCAGCAAAGCAUUAGCACAGCUUUUGCCAGUCAAGCUGGCGGCACUGGCUACGACUGAGACGGAGAAAAGGUGAUUUUGACGAUGCAAGAGUGCAGUCUCUUCCAAUAGAGCUUACCAUGCUCCCCGAGCCUCGGGCCCAGGGACUUACUUCCCCACUGCCUCCUCUCCAGAGCGGGUGGCUGUAGCAGGAAAUUUUGGCGGCUGGCCAACCUAGCUAGCUAGCUCACCACCCGAGCAGACCAGAGGUCAAUAGGAUCAAGGAUUUAGUUCUGAUCCUGCCGCUUCGGUAUGCUUAGGGUCCUCUUGACCAUAGAAUUACCAUUCCGAGCACGCCUGCCAUCAGGUGGGUUGUUGACAGCGGAGCCUCGCCAUAGCUCAAGGCUCCAUCAAGUACACGGUGCUUACGGUGGAGGAACAGUGACGAGCGUUCGGCUUUGAGUUGAUGCUGGCCGAUAAGGCAUGAUUAGACUGUUGUUGCUGGAUCCAAGAUCUCGGUCACGCUUGGAGUUGGUGAAGGCCGGCUCCGAUCCAAGUUGGCACGGUUGCAAGAUGAAUUGCAAUUGGUUCUUUUUUUGACGCGAAGGGCAAGUUCUACCCUGCCUCACUGACUGACUGCAGUCAUUCUUUCGAUGAAGGUUGAUGAUAGUCGUCUCCCGACUGUGCGACUUGUUGCAAUGAGUCGAGUCGUUCUUUUUUGCAGUUGUUCUUUUUUUCACGCAAGCUAGCUACCUUAUUUUUAAAUUCUCCCGAGGACCGACCUCGUACAAUUGUGCUUCACUAAUGGUGAGCACUGUUUGGGCCCAGCUCUCCUAUAUCAGUUGUACACCCAUCUGAUGGUUGGACCUUAUCAAGGGUUGAUUGUCCGUCGUGGCGGUUGAUGACUGAGGAGAUUGGCAAGAAAAGGUUUUGUUUUUCUUGCUGGGUAUAUAGAUAUCUGGCGUCCGCUCUUUAGGGUAUCGAUAAUACAAACGUUCCCGAA